Messenger RNA from Microsporum canis CBS 113480, 1530 nucleotides. RefSeq lists its product as hypothetical. NCBI's taxonomy places the organism in Eukaryota, Fungi, Ascomycota, Eurotiomycetes, Onygenales, Arthrodermataceae. The record is from RefSeq and is a predicted model, not a curated record. The coding region runs from base 1 to 1530 and encodes 509 amino acids. The transcript has 2 exons.
AUGGAGAUGCAGACGUUGGUUGGCCGAGAUACCCAAGACGCGAGUAUGCAUUCUCAGAAGAUUCGGCACGUCCAGCUCAAUUCACGAGAGUCAGCUAAGAUAAAAUGGAAUGAGAUGAUGAAGACAUUCCUCUGUGUCUUAGUACGCUGCUACGUUUUGAAUUGGGAGAAGUUCACAGCCACUUUCAAUCUCGCGUUUGCUGAAAGCCUCCGAGCAUAUGGCUUGAGAAACGGCACUCGAUCUCAACCGCUGAGGAGCCAGUGGCAUCACUUAAAACAUUGGAAGGAUGAUAUAUGGCUCUGCGUGAAUAAUACUCCUCCCGCACAGUGGGCUGGAAUCAGUUUAUUCGUUGAGAUGAUUGAGCGUGUGACUCGAGGAAAAAUUCAUCUUCUUGCUCGGCAUGGCGUUGAUAUCCAACACCUAGUAGAGAUGGGCAAAAACGCGCGUCUAAGAUGCCAUGCAGAUCAAUGCCCAGUUCAACAGACGCCGCCAAAAACUCCAAGCCGUGCUGUACCAGCAUCUGCCAUACCACCACCACCAGCUAGGGAGCUUCCAACACCAUCUCUAAGCCCGGACCAAAGUGUACGACCUAAUAUCAUACCACCACCACUAUUGUUUCGAUUUUGGACCAGCAAUAGUGGUGGCAUAAACUCGGAUAACAAGUUUGUGGGUGGUAUGUGGGCUGAAGAUUUAGGAGUCCCUAUACCCGAUAACUCCUUGGUUGAUACACGAAUAAUAUCUUCAUUAAUCAGAACACAUCUUACAAGAAUAAACGUAGCCUCUGCGUUUAUCUCAACGUCAACCAGCCCCCUUGGGGUGUUUCAUCGCGCCUUAAAGGAGAGGAAAGCUCAGAUUUCUAUCUUAGAUACGUCUAAAAUUAGUCUCACCCAGUUAUACCCGGCAAUAUCCUAUCUUCGAUAUGAUCCUAUCCAAUAUGGUACGCAAGGAAAGAGUCGAUACUUUGGCCAGGGCGAAUGGCUCGUCUGGGGUGCUAUCCCACCAGAGGCUAUCCUUACUACCUUCUCCACGAGCACUCUAUUUUCAAUAUCCAGUGAAUACCCUAGCAUCGGAAAGUUGCUGCAGCUUCACGUUAUUAAGGACGCCAAAUUCAACAGAGCACCACUAGGCAGGAAACUCAGAUCAAAGAAUGUCGUGGCAGAUAUACAGUCCGGUAGAUAUAUGGGGCAGCUCUUGAAGCUGCUUAAUGUCCCACAAUCUCAUAUUGCUGCACUCUCUACGCUGUUUGCGGUGAAGUGGAGUUUCCGGUCUCCCGGAGACAAGAGGGCAUCUUACCUGCAAGGGGUUCAGCGAGGGUACAUCAGUGCCUUCGGCCUAGACAUUCCACUUAACACCACGGAGGCUGAUGAGGAGAACGAAGACCCUGCCGGAGAAUAUUAUGAAGAUGAAGACGGUGGCGAAGACGACGAAGGAGAUCUAGACUACAACGAUGCCAGGGAAGUUACCCCCGAUCCGGUGGUAGACUCCUUCGCAGUUAAACGGGCAACAAUCACAUCUAUGUUGAGAAAUUGA